This is a messenger RNA of Xyrichtys novacula (pearly razorfish), 6861 nucleotides long. The record is from the annotation of a GenBank genome assembly. NCBI's taxonomy places the organism in Eukaryota, Metazoa, Chordata, Actinopteri, Labriformes, Labridae.
GUGACGUCAGCGCGCAGCGGCGGUGCACUGACGCGCAGCGAUUGGGUGAGCGCGGAGCUAAACUGUGUUGUAGAGUAAAAAGACAAGUCACGGAUUACCAAAACAAAAGCUGCGGCCGCAUGAGGCCAACUAAAGACACUAUCGCACUUUCCGGACUCACAUUAUAAAGAUUUCGGGUAAGGAAACCUUUUUUACUUUCCUUUUCCCUCAAGCCUUGUCGGUUGAAAGAGCUACUCAGCUGCUUCCGCCCUCUAGGAAGUUUCUUUUGUCCUCUUCAGUCAACAACAACAAAACAGACCAGUCGGUGUUUUGAACGGAGAAGGUACUCUUACGGAGUUACAAGUGUUGUGAUUUAUGGCGGUGUUUUGUCAGAAACAAGUCGGUUAUCUCAGAGGUUAUCACUCUGUGAAUACCUUUGGACUGGCUAAUAUGAGGGACAGCAAAGAGAAAUAGAUAUCCUGCUGGGUGUGUUAGGUAGGGGCAGCAUCAGCGAUACAAUGGACGAUGCCAUUUUAUGAUUGUUGAAUAUUUAGCUUUUGUGCUUUUUGUAAUUCAACAGCACACCUGCCACACGGUUGUUUUGAGACUGUCUUCUCUUCUGUGUAAAAUUUAUGCCGAUAAAUUCAUUUUUGAUAAUUGUGUACGUUUGGAUAACAUGCCUUGAGUCUAUGGUGCGGUUCACCCUUACAGGUCAAGUGCAGGGCAACAGUCUCAAACAUUGUUUUGGUAUUUACAACCUGAAACCCCAUCAACAAUGCUCAGAGCUCAGCAUGUGGAUCUACUUACAGACACUGCCCAGUCUCUAUUUUCUGGUGGUUUGGGGAUUUUACUGUUUAUAUUCACAUUUUUUUAACCUUUUCCUGCAGAUGUCACGAUGGCUGCAAAAUUCACUAUUUCAGACAGUGAGUCCGAUUCAGAGGAGGUAAAAGACGAAGAAAACCAUUUAUCAACUGUGGAGAAGCAGGAUGUACUCAAGCGACAAACCCUUACCUUACCUGAGCUUAGACCAACAGGUAGGAAACCUUAAAAAAAGUCUGGGGGAGGAGAAUUUAAGAAUUUAAAUGUUUAAAACAGGUACAAUGCUGACCACAAUUGUGCCUCAGACACAGCACAACAUUUUUCUGUUGCCUAACCCGCUGCUAUCCAUUGUUGAAGCAUCUUUCACUGUUCAACGUUCCAGACAUGGGGUCUAAGUUUUCUUGCUUGACAACUAGAUAGUCUCCUGCCAAGCAAGUUAAACCUGCCACAUUCUGUCUGAUAGGAACACACAGACAUCACUGUCAGAAAAAAAUAGAUUUUUUUUUAAAUGUACCAGCUUUAAAAGCUGUGCCUGCUGUUUCCUGUCAUUCAAGAUCUCCAUAAAAUACUAUGGGUAUCAAGAUAUCAGUUUGUUACGGCGUAACAAUGUGCCACAAUUCAAAAGGGGAGUUAAAACUUUGGGUCAAAUAAGAUUUUUACUCUCUCGAUGAGAUUUUCUACUAAAAGAAAUCAAGAUUUUUAAAGGACAAGUAAAUGAAAAAGAACUUUGUGUCGGUGUGUAGCAGUUUAACUAUGCCCCAUGUACAGAGGCUCUAUUCCUCCUCACAACAAUAAGGUUUGACUCCUGAUUUUUCCCACUCUCUGCCUCCCACAUUUCCUCUCUUGAACUAUGCUAUACGACUAAAGCAAAAAUAACCUAAAAAAAACAAAACAGCAUGUUAAAACAGUUAUUCAUCAGCAGCAUCUUCAACAUCACAGUCUGUUUGCCUCAUUUUUAUCCUACUUCAUUGUUGUGUUCUUUUGUGUUUCAUUUUCAAAACAACUAAGUUUCUGUUUGUAAUUUCUCAUAACUGUGAGUCCUAUUAUCUAACAUUGAUUCAUUUCUGCUGUGUCUUAAGUAAUCUUUAUCUCUCCGAUAUAGCAUCAGGCCGACUCAGACUGAACUCAGAGUCCCACGCUUACAGUGUCUCCAAAGAUGAAGAGCUCCAGGCUCGGGGAGAGGAAGAAGCUGGAACCCCUACUGAGGGAGCUCCAUUUAGGGGACGAUCAAAAUCAGCUCCCCCUGCUUUGUGGGCUGCCAAGAAGUAUGGUCAGAAGCUCCGGAGGAUGAGCGACGAGUUUGACAGCCUGCUAGACAAAGGGGUAAGAACGGGGGAUCAGAGGGUUGGAAGAGAACCUUAAUGGUGCUUUGAAAAAAAAAAACCAGAAAGAUCCAUGGGGGUUGAUAGUCACACAAAUUGAGGUAAUGUGACAAAGGGGUAUCAUUUCGUAGCCUCCUGUUUAAAUAAGACGCCAAAAUGACAGUAGAAAUCAAGGAUAUUUUGAUUAUCACAGCAGGGCAGUUAGUUUACAGCCAGACAGAGCUGGAGUACUAAUGUUAGCUUUUGUCCAAAAAGACAUUAGAGACAAUGAAAAAAUAUAUAUAUUAUUAAGCUUUCAGUAAGUCUUUGAAUUCUCAGAACCUAAAGUUUCCAGUUGCUGGUCAGUUGGAGGCAGUAAACUUACGCUGCGUUCCAGUUCCAUUGGAAGUCGCGUGUCAGAGCUGGGAAUGAUGUUACACCAGAGUUGACAGUGUUCCAGUUAACAAGUCGGAAAACCAAGAUGGACGCCUACAGUUAGCCGUUGUUAGCUGUUGUUUACAAUUGUCAGCUGUCAUUAGCCGUUGUUAGCUAUACCAGUUGUAAACAACGCACAACACAGUAUUUUACUCGUACAAACACCAUAGCACCGUGUUCACAGUUAGAUGUUGGGCAGUACAACAUAUACCACUUAUUUAAUUUCACAAAAACAAAACAGAAGUGCUGAUAAAUAAUUCAUUACGAGAGCUUUUACUGUUACUCUUUACUGUUGGUGCACUGUGCUGCAAUCUUGGAUCAUGACGUUGUCGUCAAGUCAGGGUUGGCGAGGAUCGUCCAACUUUCCGAGUCGGAAAUAUGAGUUCUAGGGGGACAUUCCAGAUGAAUUUCCGACUCUGAGCUCGGAAAUCCCGACUUCUGAGUACAACUGGAACGCAGCGUUAAUAUGUCAUAAUAAAGCCAUUUGUAAGACUAAGAACCUGCAGUACAGAAACAAGACAUUUCAGGUAAAAGUAUUCAGAGUGUGAUGUUGGAGGUAGGGUGAUUUAGAGACUAAGGGUCAGAAUGAGGAAAAAUUUGUUUGUUGGCAAAGAAAAUUAUCAGUUCACUUUUUUAUUUUCGCUCAUUUUUGUUUAUUUGUUAUUUGUUUAUUCUGUGCAGGAGAUGAAAAAGGUAAGGAGCGCUGGGACGACCAAACAGAUCCACCACUCUAAAAGCUGGUGGAGCUACCUCUUCAGUCACCAGGAGAUGGAAGGAGAGAACAACCACCAUGAAAACCACACUCACCGCACAGAGUAAGCUCUGAGAGAGAAAAAAUUGACUGAUACAAGGUUCCGGUGAUGGAGGGAUUAAAUGGAAACGAGAAGAAAGCGACUGGGAAGCCCAGAGAACAUUUGCAGUGAGAACAAUGAAACCUGCUCUGAGCGGGGACCAAAAAGAGAGGUUGGUUUAAUCAAAAGAAAAGUGAGGGAUUCAAACAGAAAGGUGCGGCUUAGCACCAGAUCCUUGUGUCAUUUUAUGCGUAAAUGCUAACUACAUUUGACUAAAUUUUUUUGUAUAUGUGUUGGUUGUGAUGUUAAUGAUAUUGUUGGGCAGCCUACUGUGAAAGGGUGAUGGACAAGCAUGAAGAUAGACAGGAAGGUAUCAGAACUCCAUUGACCAGCUGAAAUGAUAUACCAAGAGAGGAGAGGUGACACCUUCAAAUACAAAGAUGCUGAUUUUACAGAUGACCAACUAAAGAUGCUCACGAUUUUAGCUGUCUUGCUGUCAAAAAUAUGCAACAUACUGUAGAUGUCGAGAUAGACGCUCUGAAAACAUCACACCUGAGGCCACCUUGUAUACUGUUGAAAUUUCCUUUCAUAGUUUUCUUUUCCUUCAGAAAAUGUCAAUGUGUAAUUGACGCUUGUGUUUAUCACGAACGUAAAUGAACACAAGUUAUCAGAGACCACUGUAUUUGUGUGCCAAAACAAUCUGCAGGUAUCAGAGGAAGUGAUUAAAGGUGCAGUGUGUAGUUUUUAGUAGCAAAACAGCCUUGAUAAAAAUUGAAUAUCAUAUUCAUUAGUAUGUAUAAACUAGUAUCUCAUCACCUGAAUAUAAGAAGUCAGAUGUCGGAGCUGGGAAUGACGUCACACCUGAGUUACCAGCACCAAGUCGGAAAAAAGCAAAAUCAGAGGCGGAAACAAGAUGGCUACAUCUACGAAAGUCAUUUUAGCACUUGCCUUGUCCUUGCUUAAAUUCGGACAAGGCAAGCGCUAAAAUAACUUUUGUAGAUGCAGCCACCUAGUUUCCGACUCCGAUUUUGCUUUUUUCCGACUUGGUAACUGAAACGCUGGUAACUCGGGUGUGAUGUCGUUCCCAGCUCAGACUUCUGACUUCCAAGGUAACUCGAAUGCAGCAUUAGAAUCAGCCUUUACUAUUGACAGGAGAGUCCCCUCCCAUGAAGGUCACCAUCUUGCACUACCAUGUUUCUACUGUCUCACAGAUCAGGCAAACUAGAAAUAUCAAUGUUUCUUAUUUAGUAGGUGAAGACACAUUUUCAUGGAGUAUCAUACUUCUCAUACAUCACAGGGGCUUCUUUUCCCCAAAGACCACCAUCACCUUACCCAUGGGAGGGGUGAGAAAGGGACUGUUUUAAUCCAGACCGCUACCGAACAUUUAAUAUCCCCAUUUCUACACACUGUACCUUUACAAUGAAAGGAUUUUUUACAAGUGUUCAACAAUGGCCUUUUUCCUGCUUCCCGCUUCUGCUACCUGCAAGACAGUUCCACUUUUUCCACAACAGUACUUGACUAUCACUGCUUUAUGUCGAAAAUAAUCAAAAGAAGAACAAUCUUGUACAAGGACAAUCUCUGAUGCAGAAAUAUCUUUUGUAAAACUUCAGGGUAAGAUUCUAUCUAAAGAAAAUGAAAUUAAACAUACAUAUUAAAGCACAAACCAAUAUGAGUAUAUCUUUUUAAAUCCUUGGAUAAGCAAAAAAAAGCAGACUUUGACAUUUUUAUGUGUAAAUAUUUUGUUAAUAUUUUAUCAAAUGGGUGGUUGGGAGGUUUAAACCUGGUUUAGCGAGAAUCUUAUUUUGCAAGUUUCUAUAUUACAAAGUUACUGUGCUUUUAAAUGAGUCGGCAAACCUAGCAAUAGGCAGUGUACAAUCCAUGGCUGUUGUGUUUAAUGUUACGUGCAUAUUUAAAAGAUGUGUGGAUGAAUUAAUUGCUGUACAAGGAGCCAACACAGUAGCCCGUGCUCAUGUUUACUCUGUAUUCAGUGCAAAUGGACUGUGAAAAUGAAACUUGAGGGGGUCUCGUCUCACUUAACACAAGUGUAAGGAUUUUGAUCAAGUUGUUCUGAUAUCUGCACCAGCAGUGGUAGUGCCUCUGGUACUGCCCACAACCUAAGAUCAUAGUAUGCCCAUCAGUGCACCCGUCAGAUGCCAUUCGUCAUUAUCUUCUAGGUUUUGGCUACACCUGUUAGCACGGUUUAGUUCAUCAGGUUAGGAUUUGUUUUAACAGUGGCAAUCAGAUUACAUUGAUUUUGGUUAGUUAGAAAUAACUCACCUUUUUAAAACAGAGGGGUACUCAGGGUGUACUCUGAAUCGGUGACUGGAAGGUUAAAAUGGUCUAACAAAUCUACAUUUAAAACUUUUUUGUCAAGCUUUUUAAGAGGUUAUUGAAUAAAAUCAUUUAAGCAGAGCAGGGUUACAAGAAAAACAUUUAAUUCAGGGGCACUGCAUUGUGUAUAAAAUAAGAUCUACCAAGGAUUAGCCAGUGUGUGCUGACCCUGUGAAAGAUUAGCUUUGUAUGUUUUUUAUACUGAGGCUUUUAGCAUUUUUAAAGCUGGUGCAGAAUACAAACAAAACUUUUGGAAAGUUAUUACUAUUCUUAUGAAUGACUUUAUACAUAUAGGUUAAUUCAUUGGGCUAUACUUGUGAUAUGUUUAUCAAUAUGUGAUUAGUGAAAAUUGUAUUAAAAGUUAUUAUACGUGUGACUUAACCCUCUUCUAAGACUGGAGGGGUUGAGAUGAGAAUUACUUUCUUGAGCAGGCUAAGAGACUGCAUUAAUUGUCUUUGAGAUCAAAUCUAUGUUUAAUUUUUUAUAGCUUUUCCAAAAUUUAAUGAGGGAAAGUUUUGAAUCUGAGAAAUUUUUUAAAUGUGGCACUAUGUUUUGCAAGAUUUUUCCAAGUUAACAUUUUGUGUGGAGACAUUUGCAUUACCCCUGACUGUAAACUCCUUCCCCAGCAGAACAGAGAAUACAAUAUGAGCAUGCUGUUAAGAGCUCGGGGUCAGAUAUUUCUGCUUUACUCUCUCUUGGAAUUAAAGUUCAACUGGAAAUUAAGAGUAUGAUAUAGUACUGAACUGCCUUGAACAUGCUGUAACCUGUGAUGUGGCACCACAUAGCCAGCCUAGUCUGUUUGCCCAACUACCGCCUUAAACAUUACAGCUCGCUGUCACGUGUUAAUAUAGAGAGCACAAAACACUGAGGUAUGUUUGCUGUCACGUGAGGAAAACUUUGCGAUGGCCAGCACAGUUCUGUUCUGGAAAAGCCAUUUCAGGUUUUGACUCAAUCUUUUGCAGUAAACACACCUCAAUAUGAUGAAGCUGCCUGGGCACCCAGAGUGUUGCAACCAUCCUUGAUAUUACUUGAAUCUGAGAUGUGUAUGGAGAAAAUUGAAUUCUAAUUUUAGCUUUUUUUUUUGUUGUUGUUGAAUUAUUUUACAUUUUUCAAUGACUUUUUGUAAAUGUAUUUUCUCUACAGCUGUGAAACUUCUGGUUUAUGCUGUCCUGAAUAAAUAAUUUUAAGAGUGGUUUUAAAGUGAA